Leucoraja erinaceus (little skate) is the source of this 1269-nucleotide messenger RNA. RefSeq names its product UBX domain protein 1 (gene ubxn1). Gene Ontology annotation, molecular function: protein binding. The record is from RefSeq and is a predicted model, not a curated record. NCBI's taxonomy places the organism in Eukaryota, Metazoa, Chordata, Chondrichthyes, Rajiformes, Rajidae. Bases 280 to 1152 code for a protein of 290 amino acids. The transcript is spliced from 10 exons.
CCUCGUUGUCUGCGGCGCCCGCCGCUGAUGCUAGAGGAGGAAGAAGCGAAGAACAAGCCGGCAGCGGCGAAAAACAACGAGCACCAUCCUCGGAUCGAGCCGGCACACAGACAUCGUCCGACCGCCAGCUCCCCCCCCCUCCUCCAUCCCUCUCGCUCGGGACACAGCGACUGCAAUUUGAACGCUCGCCCCCGGCCAGAGUGCGCCUUCAGCCGGCCGCAGCGCGUAGGAAAGACCGCGGAUCCAGCGGUAUUAUCUUCUUGAUCCGGACUGCAGGAGAUGACCGAGAUGAAUGCGUUGGAAUCGAUGAUGGAGAUGGGAUUCUCCCAGAACAGAGCGGAAAGGGCGUUGGCAUUGUCAGGGAAUCAAGGAAUUGAGAAAGCCAUGGACUGGUUAAUGGAGCACGAAGAUGACCCCAAUCUGGACGAACCCUACGUCCCACCACAGGGCGACGUCCUGGGCACCGUGGAGAGAUCGGAAGCCGAGGAGGCAGAGUUAACCUUCCAAGAGAAUUCCAACCAGAUCCAACAGAACGCAUCGCUAUCGGAGGAGGAGAAGAAGGAACAGCUACGGAGGCUGGAGGAGCUGAUGAAGCAGCGGCAACUGGAGCGGGAGGAGCGGGAGAAACAGGACGAGGUGAACCGGGAGAAACAGCGGCGGAAACAAGGCCAGGAGCUCUCGCUCAUCCGCCAGAAGCUGCAGGAGGAGGAGAUGAAGAAGAUCGCCGAGGACAGGCGCAAGGAGAAGCAGGAGGACAUCCGGGCCAAGCAGAGAGUUCGAGAAAAGAUCGAGAGAGACAAGGCUGAGAGAGCACUGAAGUUUGGCGGAGGUCCCGUGGCCACAGUCUCUCCACCGCAGCCAACGCCAGCGCUCCCUCAGUCUAGCCAAGCAACAUCGGCCAAGAGGGAGUACGAUGAAUGCAGGCUACAGAUCCGCUUGCUAGACGGGACGCAACUCACACAGUCCUUCAAGAGCAGGGAGCAGCUGGCUUCCGUCAGGCUGUACGUGCAGCUCCAACAGCAGGAAGACACCGACAACUUCAACCUCAUGACGUCCUUCCCCCGCAAAGUCUUCUCUGAAGAGGACAUGGAGAAGCCCCUUCAGGAGUUAGGUCUGGUACCUUCUGCGGUCCUGAUUGUCUGCAAGAAGUGAACACAGCGGGCGGGGAACCUCCUUCACCACCGCACUAACUUGGCGCCGUUAAAAAAAAAAAAAUGCCUUGGAGCGACGGGGAGAGCAUAGCCAGAGUCACUUGCCUGAACGUACACA